AUGUUCCGCUUGACGGAUAAGGCUGAGAAAGACGAUGACGGUCCUACGACAGGAGCAAUAAACCUCAUCGUGCAGAUACCCUUGACAGGCGGGGGUGGUCAGUACAUUGCAGCUGAUAUGCUGGAUGGUGACGUGCUACCGCUGCUGUAUCUUACUGGCGUUUCUUUUGAAUGGGCGGUUGGGAGAAGCUCUCAACUAGGUUUGGAAUUUUGGAUGGUUCCGUGUGAGACGGGCACUAUGGUCGUCCAUGUCGGACGUGAGCAACCUUGUUGGAUCUGUGGGAGCCGCGAUGUAAGCAUCAUAGAUGUCUUAGAUUCCAGCGGGGUAACGAAGCUGGCUAAAGAGGCGAAAAAGUGCCGUUGCUUCGUGAUGUGA
This is a messenger RNA of Coccidioides immitis RS, 375 nucleotides long. RefSeq lists its product as uncharacterized. The transcript has 4 exons. The record is from RefSeq and is a predicted model, not a curated record. Bases 1 to 375 code for a protein of 124 amino acids. Lineage: Eukaryota; Fungi; Ascomycota; Eurotiomycetes; Onygenales; Onygenaceae.